GAAACUGACGCCAGUGGGAGUUUCAUUCAUCACUUGAUAAUGGCAAUAAUCCCAGUACCCUGCACGUCAACAUUAAAGGUUACCUCUUCCGCCCCUGAUCGGACAGAGGAAUGGCAUGAAUGUCGAUUAGAGAUGAUGUGCCACAUUUCUUCAUGCCAAGUCACACAGCACAUCAAGAGGAGCAGAAAUACUGGAGUUGAGGAUCUGAUUGCUCAGAUUAAACAGGAACUAAGUGAUUCAUUAGGCUAACGUUCAAGCAAGCUGAGUAUCGAUUCAACUCAGACUGAUCAGCACAGUCUGCUGGGAAGAGGUGGAAGCCUACACGACAGAUGCCUUCGCUGGUCGGCUGGCAUUGCCCUGGCACUGAAGCUGGCAUUGCAGAAUCACUGAGGGACCACUGAGGACUUCACUUCAGGACACAGGGACUCCCCAUGCAGUGACUGCACCAGGAUUGCAGACUCUCAGCCAGUAGCGAUGAGAAUGAGAAGCAAAUAUGCAAUUAUUCUGUUUUUUGUUGCUGCUCUUGUGAUCAUUGAGAAGGAAAACAAUAUAAUUUCAAGGGUGUCUGACAAGUUAACAUUGAAAUUCCCACAGGCGGAAUUUGUGGGGUUGAACAACACAAUUUCUGCCCGAGCGUUGACUGAGAAUGACUCCCUUCUCAUUGGCACGAGCUCCUCCCUCUUGAACUGCGUCUCACCACAGGCUGGGACCAAGCGGGAAGAUACGAGGGACCCUCACGGCAGGAAGCACUUGAUAUUGAUGGCGACCACGAGGACAGGCUCAUCCUUCGUGGGCGAGUUCUUCAAUCAGAACAGCAACAUAUUCUACCUGUUUGAGCCGCUGUGGCACGUGGAAAGGACGGUCACCUUUGAACCGAAGGGCGCCAACGCGGUGGCCUCCUCCAUCGUCUAUCGGGACGUGGUGCAGCAGCUGAUGCUGUGCGACAUGUACGUCUUGGAGAACUUCCUGCUGCCAAUGCCCGACCAGCACAUCACCGCCUUCCUGUUUCGCCGUGGCUCGAGCAAGUCGCUGUGCGAGAGGCCCGUGUGCACGCCACCUUCGCUAACCAAGCGAGGGUGGAGCGAGAGGUUCCCCUGUCGGCUCCAUCGGUGCGGGCUGCUCAACAUGACCCUGGCCAUGCAAGCCUGCCUCCAGAAGCAGCACGUGGCCAUGAAGACUGUCCGCCUACGGCAGCUGGAGUUCCUUCGCCCGCUGGUGGAGGACUUCAGGAUCAACCUGAAGGUCAUUCAGCUGGUCCGCGAUCCCAGGGCGGUGUUAGCUUCCCGGAUGGUGGCCUUCCCAAGCAAAUACGAAGCCUGGAAGAAGUGGGCCAGCCAGGGAAUAGUGCCGGACGACGAAGAGGUUGGGAAGCUCCGGGGGAACUGUGAAAACCUGCGCGCCUCUGCACAGCUCGGCCUGAGUCAACCUGCUUGGCUCAAGGAUCGCUUCAUGCUGAUGCGUUACGAGGAUGUGGCUCUGGAGCCCAUGAAGAAGGCGUAUGAGAUGUACCACUUUGCGGGCAUCCCCAUCACGCCAGAGGUGGAAAAGUGGAUUUACAUAAACACCCAAACCGCGCAGGGCAGUGACAAUCUAUACUCCACACACAAGAACUCAUCAGAGCAGUUCGAGAAAUGGCGGCUCGCCCUCCCCUUCAAAAUCGCCGAGGUUGUUCAAAAGGUGUGCGAGCCGACGAUGAAACUGUUUGGCUACAAGCUGGCCAAGGACGCGGAAACGCUUGCAAACCGAUCGGCCAGCCUGCUCGAGGAUAGAGGAAGCCUUGGAAUUGUCUAACCGAGGGAGGGAGCUGCAGUCACCUGGAAAGGGCGGAAAGUAACGCCUUUGUUUUGCGGCCUGAGAGAUGAACCUCGAAGCUCAAUCGUUGCAAAUUCCUGUUUGGCCCUUCUGCAAAAGAUGCAAAACAAAUCCUGCAUCUCACAGAUGGGUGAGCAACGGCCUUGGAAGGCACUGCAAGGGGCAAGAGCAGCGGAUAAUAGGAACACAGAUAUAUUAAACACACACAAAAUGAGAGAUUUAUUUAUUCAGGAAAAAGAUUAUUUUUAUGACUUGAUUUUAUAAAGAUUUAGCGUGAUGUUAGGGCUAGGUUGGGAGACAGGGUUAAAGAGGAACUUAAUCUUAUUUGUAUUGAAUUUAGGCUUUAGACUGAAAUAUCAAAUUAUAGGAGAGGGCUUGAAUUCAUUUUGACUUUAAGUUAUAGAAAUUUUUUACAUAGAAUUUCAGAGUUUUUUUUUCAUCCCGAUUAUAGAGUUGGCUUUUGGACUUGAAGAUUCUAUUUUUGACAGUAAAUAUUGGCAUUUGGGGCUAAAUUUGAGGGGGUUGAAGUCUAUGUUUGAGGCUUUAAAGGUACAUUUUAGAUAAUUAGUGCCAAACUUUUGUUUUAUGGGGAGGGAAGUGGAAUUUGUUUUCCUUCUAGAUGGUUCUAGGCGAGAAUUUUCUAUUUGUGUCUGAGCUGGCUAACUCUGGAAUGCGUUCUACUCAGACACCUAAAUAAGUCUAGGUGAUAUUGUAAUCUAUGUAGAAGAGCAAAUGCUGGUCCAAGAAUGAAUUGGCUAUACUGACACAUUGACAAAACAUUUCAUUUCAAUUUAUGAGAAUAUAGUGAGAAGGUGUUCAUUCUCAAGGGGUAUUAAGGUGCACAGUAGAAUAUGAAAGAUAGCUGCACCCCCAAGAAGCAGUAGCAAGCUUGUGGGGGCGCACAAUAGGGAUUUUACACCACCCACACAUUUCCACUCAGUAUAUUGCAAUACAGGAACAACUGAUUGGCAAUUGGUGAGGAACUUGCCAGCUCACUCUCUCUGGUUGAGCAACGAAUUUGUUCACUCUAGUGUGGGAAACUGGUCCUAGAAACUCCUAUUGGCCAUGCUAGCAUA
Carcharodon carcharias (great white shark) is the source of this 2888-nucleotide messenger RNA. Its product is annotated as carbohydrate sulfotransferase 3-like. The transcript is spliced from 5 exons. Gene Ontology annotation, cellular component: Golgi membrane. The record is from RefSeq and is a predicted model, not a curated record. Gene Ontology annotation, molecular function: chondroitin 6-sulfotransferase activity; N-acetylglucosamine 6-O-sulfotransferase activity. Lineage: Eukaryota; Metazoa; Chordata; Chondrichthyes; Lamniformes; Lamnidae. The coding region runs from base 475 to 1791 and encodes 438 amino acids. Gene Ontology annotation, biological process: N-acetylglucosamine metabolic process; carbohydrate metabolic process.